GGGAUUCCAAAAUCCCGCCUUUGGUUUCAGUGCUUCCCGCCAAGCCAUGGAGGACUCGGAGAUGUUGGAUGGCGAGCCGAAGCUCAUCGAGAGGAAGCAAGCUCUCUAUCGUUGCCUGGAUGAGAGGUUUGUGAUCCGUGGGGAGAGGUAUAAAGGGCAACAGUAUAGCCAGAUCUACUUCACUCGUCUUCACCACAUGCGCAAUCUUCUCCGCCCCCUUGUUCCCGACUGGAAACCCCAUCUCCCUGUUCAAACGGUACUAGGACUUGAGGAAGGAAAGGAAUGCAUUGUAAUUGGGACCAUAUACAAACACAUGAAACUUAAGCCUUCUAUUCUUGAUGAGUACUCUAAGGAGAGAUCAGCAGUUCCGCUUGUUAAGCCACAUAACUUUAUGCAUCCAGAUGAUCACCUUAUUUUGGAAGAUGAGAGUGGAAGAGUAAAGCUGGCUGGAAAUUGUCUUGUGCCUUCAACGUUUGUUACAGGAGUUGUCUUGGCUGUUCAUGGAAAGGAAACAACUGAUGGCGAUUUUUUGGUUCUAGAUGUAUUGGAAGCUGGGCUACCUCCACAAAAGGCGAUCUCAGUUGGCUUAAGAGAAGACAAAUAUGUGGUUUUCAUAUCUGGAUUGAGUGUUGGGAGUAGCUUGUUUAAUCCUCUCCAGUUCCAGCUUUUUGUUGAUCAUAUUACUGGUCAUCUGGGUGAUGAGAAUGAACAGAACAUUGCUUCUCAAAUUGUCCACCUUGUCAUUGCUGGAAAUUCUGUAGAAAUUUCACAAGGUCUCCUUGGUGGUCAGGCAUUAACUUCCAAGGAUCAAUCACUGUUAUCUGAGCCAAUCAAAGAACUUGAUGUUUUAUUAACACAGCUUGCAGCAGCAUUGCCUCUGGAUAUCAUGCCAGGAUCCAAUGAUCCUGCAAACUUCUCAUUACCUCAACAGCCUCUGAAUAGGUGUCUCUUCCCAGGAGCAUCUGUGUAUAACACCUUCAUGUCAUGUACAAAUCCUCAUCAGUUUGAGCUUGAUGAUAUUCAGUUUAUCGGAACAUCUGGUCAGAACAUUCAUGAUCUUGAUAAGUAUUCGGAAGCUACAGAAAAGGUUGAAUUUGUGGAGAGGACGUUGAGAUGGAGGCAUCUAGCACCAACAGCUCCCAAUACCCUUGGAUGCUAUCCAUUCACAGACAAGGAGCCUUUUCUUCUUGAAAGUUGUCCACAUGUGUACUUCACUGGCAAUCAGGACAGAUUUGAAACUCGUGUAAUUGAAGGACCUCAGAAGCAAUUCACAAGGCUCAUAUGUAUUCCCAGGUUUUGUGAGACUGGAACUGCAGUCAUGCUAAAUUUGAAGAAUUUUGAGUGCCAUGCUCUUAGUUUCUCAACUGACUUGUAAUGACUAAUGUGGCUUGCAUUCCUGCACCAACAACUUGGAAACUGUAGCGGAGUCAUAAAGAUUGAGGAAUCACUCAGAACCAAGGAUGUUCUUGGUAGAUACUGUGCUAUCAGAGAAGACCAGUGGUUCCGUUUUUCCUUUUGCAGGACUAGUUUUUUAGGUGCAUAUAUGCUCACGUGCAUGUUCUGUAUUGUCAAAUUUUGUGAUGCGCGCUUCAGAGUUAAAAAUAAUUUAUUGGGUGUAAUUGCAUGUCAAAAACAUUGUCUCACUUUUGGUUUGGCCCUAUUUAAUUAAGUUACCUUCAGAG
This is a messenger RNA of Dioscorea cayenensis subsp. rotundata (Guinea yam), 1682 nucleotides long. RefSeq names its product DNA polymerase delta small subunit. The coding region runs from base 47 to 1375 and encodes 442 amino acids. Gene Ontology annotation, molecular function: DNA binding. NCBI's taxonomy places the organism in Eukaryota, Viridiplantae, Streptophyta, Magnoliopsida, Dioscoreales, Dioscoreaceae. The transcript has 14 exons. Gene Ontology annotation, cellular component: delta DNA polymerase complex. Gene Ontology annotation, biological process: DNA replication; DNA strand elongation involved in DNA replication. The record is from RefSeq and is a predicted model, not a curated record.